Ziziphus jujuba (common jujube) is the source of this 2348-nucleotide messenger RNA. RefSeq lists its product as uncharacterized. The transcript has a single exon. The record is from RefSeq and is a predicted model, not a curated record. The coding region runs from base 1123 to 2067 and encodes 314 amino acids. Lineage: Eukaryota; Viridiplantae; Streptophyta; Magnoliopsida; Rosales; Rhamnaceae.
UCAAAAAUUGUGGGAUGUACUUUAAUGUCAACAGCCUGGUGUUAAGGUCCUAAUGAUUUUGGUGAAAGUUGACAUCCUAAUGAUUGUGGCACCGUGAGGUAGCUUUCAAAGUUAAGCCAGACUGGUUUGGUAUAAAGAAUUGAAAAUGGUACUAGACUACCAGAGCGAAAUGCCCCAGACCCCCAAACAUUAAUUUUAUUCCUCAUCUUUUUUGGUUUGGGUAUGAGGGGUUUGAUUGAAGUGAAAUGAAAGCCUUUUUUGUCUUUUUUUUUUUUUUUUUUUCAAAAUUUUUUUAAAUUUUUGGGGAUAAUGAGAAGUGAAAGACAUUUAUUGUUUGAGGGUGAGGGUUUCAAAUUUCAAAGCCAGCAGGAGGAGCUCUGUUUUUCCAACUUUACCUAUUUGGGGCUAUAAACCUUUAUUCAGGUUUUACUCCUGGCUCUGGGCUAUAUGCCAUAUGGGAAAUAAAAAAUAAAAAUUAAAAAAUAAAAAUUAAAAAAUUAAAGAAAGCACGGAAACACUUCAAUAUGCUUGUCAACUGGAUAGAAAAAGAACCCUUAGCCGUUGUUGCAUCUCUUCACCAUUAAAUAUUACAUUUUAUAAUCACAACAAUGGUUAGGCAGUAGUUGAUAUUUCUCUUUUCGCACUGGAUUGAGGAGUUGAUAAUGUUAGUAUUGGGUAGGUAAAUUGGACUACUUUUCCCACCCAAAUAAAUAAACAAAUAGUAAACUAUUAUUAUUAUUAUUAUUAUUUUUAAUUGUUGUCAUAAUCAUAUAGCCAAAUUUCAAGUUGCUCACCCUCACACACACUGCCUUUCCCUCUCCUUCCUCUUUAACCUUGUAGAAAUUCUCUCUAUUUAUCAUUCUCUCUCUCUCUCUCUCUUUUGUUAUGAUUUUUAUCACAUCCCAAUGCCAAUUCCUUUUUAAGUCCUCUGCUCUUUGUCUACCACCCUUUGUCUCCCACCUUUACUCAUGGACAUUUCUCCAUUCUUACCAACCACCAUCAUGUUCUCCGUGUAUGCCAUUCCUCGCUCCUCUCUUUUAACUCUUCCAAUUUCUUGACCGUUAAGAUUCGAAAUUCUCUGUGUGUUGAAACCCCCCCACCCCAAUUCAUAACCCAACAGAAAUGGGAUGCUGUCUCAGCACCAACACCACCUCCCGGAAAGUUCCUGUUUCUGAUCGCCCAGAUGAAGCACACCACUUCCAUGCGAGGUCUCUCGUGCCGGAGCCCGAACAUGCUAACCGAGUCGGAAAAACCCAAAACGACUGGGACCCAUCGUUGCCAUCCCCUGUUGUUGUUGUUGAAGAAGAGUAUGUGAAAGAGGUUCUCUCUGAAACCCCAAUUUGGAGACCCCAACAAGAACACAAGGUAAUGCUAGACGAGAACACCCCUUUGCCUUGUAAUAAUAACCACCAUCAUCAUGCAGAGGCCAAAGAUGUCUCUGAGACUUGUGGGAUCAGUGAGAGCUUCUCACUGUCGACUACGACGACGGCGACAACUACUACCACCAUCACUGAGGUAAGAGAUCAAGAAGACGAAGCCACAAGUAAACGAAAGAGAGAAGUGGGUUAUUCCACCAGAGCUAGACUAAAUGGAUCCCAGCAAGCAAUUUCACGUAGGAAGCGUCCUAAUUCCGGCGGUGACGUCGCUGGUCGGAGAGAACGAGGACGAGGACGAACCGUAUCUCCGGCGAGUAGAUUUGAAACCACCCCUGCGGCGGAGAAGAGAAAUCGCAUUGAAGCGGGGUCAACUCGUGGGAGAGAAGCGGUGGGUCAGGUUAGGAUCAUGCAGCGUACUACUGUGGGGUCCACCGGCGGAGUUCGACGAGAUAUCGGCGAGGUCUCAUCCCGACGGUCUAGGUCGCCUGCUACCGGGAGGGUGGGUGGAGUGAAUCAAGAGGGAUUGAAGAGGAGUCCGUCGAAGGCGACGGAACGAGCUGGUGAUAAGUCAAUGGGUGUGGAUGUAGACGGUGGAAGGACGAAAGAGGUGCUAAACGACGCCGUUUUACAAGCGGGCAACGAGUCUCUGGAAAAUCCUCUGGUUUCGUUAGAGUGCUUCAUCUUUCUCUAGAAAGCUGGGUUUUGGGUUGCAUGUCCCUUUCUCAAAAGUGUUUUUGUUGUUUUUGAAAGCAUAGUGGAAGCACUUCUGUUUUUGGUAAUUUUUGAAGCAAAGCAUUACUAUGAUUUCAGCUUUCAAUGAGCAAAGCAAAGUGCUUCAAGACGGUGAACAUUCGUACUAUAUAUCUUUGCUUUCAAAACAAUGUUAACGACUUUCAAACUGCUACUACAAUAUUUUCCAUUCUGAGUGGUAGAUUUUCAAUGCAUGUAUUACUCCUUCCUUGUAAAGUGAAA